This is a messenger RNA of Ambispora leptoticha, 280 nucleotides long. The record is from the annotation of a GenBank genome assembly. Lineage: Eukaryota; Fungi; Glomeromycota; Glomeromycetes; Archaeosporales; Ambisporaceae.
AUGUCAACUAUCACUGGUAAAAAACAACUCACCGAAAGAAUCUCCAAAAAAACUAGUUUUCCCCAAAACCAAGUCACCCGAAUAAUCGAUGAAUUCCUGGAAGAAACUAAAAAAUCCCUCAUUAAGGGUGAAGAAAUCAGACUUCAAGGUUAUUUUACUUUAAAAACUGCCAUGACUACUCCGCGAAUAGCCAUGAACUUACAAACUGGUAAAAAAAUGAAAGUUCCUGCUAAAAGAGUGCCAAAGUGUAAAUUCUCAACUAGUUUAAAAGAAGAGAUUA